Messenger RNA from Sorex fumeus (smoky shrew), 3032 nucleotides. It is a transcript of the gene PMS2, whose product is annotated as PMS1 homolog 2, mismatch repair system component. The transcript has 15 exons. The record is from RefSeq and is a predicted model, not a curated record. Gene Ontology annotation, cellular component: MutLalpha complex. Gene Ontology annotation, biological process: mismatch repair. Gene Ontology annotation, molecular function: mismatched DNA binding; ATP hydrolysis activity; ATP-dependent DNA damage sensor activity. Bases 34 to 2601 code for a protein of 855 amino acids. NCBI's taxonomy places the organism in Eukaryota, Metazoa, Chordata, Mammalia, Eulipotyphla, Soricidae.
UCGGAUCCCUGAGGCACGUCAGAGUCUGGAUUCAUGGAUCUGACGGCGGGACCCAGUACGGAACCUGCUAAGGCCAUCAAACCCAUUGACCGGAAGUCAGUCCAUCAGAUUUGUUCUGGGCAGGUGGUACUGAGUCUCAGCACUGCUGUGAAGGAGUUGGUGGAAAAUAGUGUGGAUGCUGGUGCCACCAAUAUUGAUAUCAGGCUUAAAGACUAUGGAGUGGAUCUCAUUGAAGUAUCAGACAAUGGAUGUGGGGUAGAAGAAGAAAACUUUGAAGGCUUAACCCUGAAACACCACACUUCUAAGAUUCAAGAGUUUGCUGACCUAACUCAGGUUGAAACUUUUGGCUUUCGGGGGGAAGCUCUGAGCUCACUCUGUGCACUGAGUGACUUGACAAUUUCUACCUGCCAUGAGUCUGCGAAGGUUGGGGCACGGCUGGUGUUUGAUCACAAUGGGAAAAUCGUCCAGAAAAGCCCCUACCCUCGACCCAAAGGGACAACAGCCAGUGUGCAACAGUUAUUUUAUACGCUACCUGUGCGGCAUAAGGAGUUUCAAAGGAAUAUUAAAAAAGAGUAUGCCAGAAUGGUCCAGGUCUUACAGGCAUACUGUAUCAUUUCAACAGGCAUCCGUGUAAGUUGCACCAAUCAGGUUGGACAAGGAAAAAGACAGCCUGUGGUAUGCACAUCAGGCAGCUCCAGCAUAAAAGAGAACAUCGGAUCUGUGUUUGGGCAGAAACAGCUGCAGAGCCUCAUUCCUUUUGUCCAGCUGCCCCCUAGUGAUCCUGUCUGUGAAGAGUAUGGGCUGAGCUGCUCUGACACUCUAACCAACCUAUUUUGCAUCUCAGGCUUCGUUUCUCUGUGUGCUCAUGGGGUUGGAAGGAGUUCAACGGACAGACAGUUUUUCUUUAUCAACCGGAGACCAUGUGACCCAGCCAAGAUUUCCCGGCUUGUGAAUGAGGUCUAUCACAUGUAUAAUCGACAUCAGUAUCCAUUUGUUGUUCUGAACAUUUCUGUUGAUUCCGAAUGUGUUGAUAUCAACGUGACUCCGGAUAAAAGGCAGAUUUUGCUGCAGGAAGAGAAGUUAUUGCUAGCAGUUUUAAAGACGUCUUUGAUAGGAAUGUUUGAGAGUGAUGCCAAUAAGCUUCAUGUGAAUCAGCAGCCACUGUUGGAUAUUGAAGGUCACUCGAUCAAAAUUUCUUCAACAGCAGUGGAAAUGCCACUUCCAGGGAUGCAAUCCCAUCCCGCCUCGCCAGGGGCUCGUGGAGAGGAGAGAAGGGCCGUGAGCAUCUCCAGACUGAGGGAGGCCUUUGCUCUCCAUCACACAACCGGGACCGUGACUCCGCACCCGAAGACCGCUGAGCCUAAGCAAGUUUCACCCAGACAGAAAAGAAGCAUCCCAUUGUGUGGCAGUGGGGAUCUCCUCAGCUCCCAGAAGCUUGUCGUGGGCACAGGUUCCCCUGUCCCUCCGGAGGGGCUGAGGGGUUUAGAUCAGAGUCCCCAAAACCAAAUGGAGAAGGACUCGGGGUAUGGCAGCACAUCAACCAGUUCAGAGGGAGGCCUCAGCACCCCCGAAAUGGGUACUUUAUCCAGCAGUGAGGGGGCAGCCAGCUCCCUUGAAGACAGGUUUUCACAAGAUAGUGUGACAGCUCAUGAGAGGCCCCCUGAGGCCAGCUGUCCUAUUUCCACCUCCAAGAGUCCCCUGGACCAAGAGGACAAUGGAGACGAAGGGGGGGAUCUGCCUCCACCCACUAAGCGCUUCAAGACAGAGGAAGGGGCUGGCAGCCCUGGCCAGCUGCUUGAGCCGCAGCACCCACCAGACUCUCAGGUGGACGUGGCCGUUGACAUCAGUAAGAAAAUAGUGCCCCUCCACUUCUCCAUGCGUUCUUUGUCCCAGCGAGUAAAGCAUCUACGGCACCAACAACAGCAAGGAGAAGGUGAACAGAGUUACAGAAAGUUCAGGGCCAGGAUUUGCCCCGGUGAAAACCAGGCUGCGGAAGAGGAACUUAGGAAGGAGAUCAGUAAAGCAAUGUUUGCAGAGAUGGAAGUCAUAGGCCAGUUUAACCUGGGAUUUAUCAUCACCAAACUCAACGCAGACCUCUUCAUAGUGGACCAGCAUGCGACGGAUGAGAAGUACAACUUUGAGAUGCUCCAGCAGCACACUGUUCUUCAGGGCCAGAGGCUCAUAGCACCUCAGACUCUCAGCCUCACUGCUGUCAAUGAAGCAAUUCUGAUAGAGAAUCUGGACAUCUUUAGGAAGAAUGGCUUUGAUUUUGUUAUCGAUGAAGCUGCGCCAGUCACCGAAAGGGCCAAGCUGAUUUCCUUGCCCACCAGUAAGAACUGGACAUUUGGACCCCAGGACAUAGAUGAGCUGAUCUUCAUGCUAAGUGACAGCCCUGGGGUCAUGUGCCGGCCUUCCCGAGUUAGGCAGAUGUUCGCCUCCAGAGCCUGCCGGAAGUCUGUGAUGAUCGGAACUGCUCUCAACACAAGUGAGAUGAAGAAACUUAUCACCCACAUGGGUGAGAUGGAACAUCCCUGGAACUGUCCCCAUGGAAGGCCGACUAUGAGGCACAUUGCCAAUCUGGACGUCAUUUCUCAGAACUGACAAUGUAGCUCAGCUGCCGGAAGUCCAGACUCUAAGUGUGGAGCUUCGGAUUUGAAAGGCAGGGUUGUAACGAACCAAGCUUGGUUUCCAAAAUUAACCUCUGCUACUUAAAAAGUACUGGGUUAGUUUGAAAGUGAUCUUGAAAACCUUUCAAGACACCUUUCAUUGCUUGCCACAGGGGAUCUUCUGCACUUUGUGUAGGCAAGAGCACAGCUUACAAAGAACAUGAUGUGGCUCACUAAAGGCACGUGGCUAAUGCAGAAAGAGGGAAAAAACAAUCCGGAAGCACUUGAGGUGUUACCUGGGCCUCUGGCUGCAUGUGGCGGUUAAUAGUAGUUUGAUUAGUAACAAUUUACUUUCUUAAAUUUAAAAUCAUGAUCAUCUGGUGCUGGUGGUCUUCAACCCUGAUGCACCUUGAAUUUUUAAAAAAG